CUCUUUGAACACUGUGCAGUGCAGUGUCAACCAAGACCCAUGUGUGCGGCAUUCAUUUUAUUUCUCUACGCAUAAACUAGGAAUAAAGCAUCAACAAGGAAAACAUAAAGCCAUUUGUACAUAUGUAUAUGUUAGCAGUUCAGUUAAUUACAUGAGCUGAGGAUGAGCAUAUUUUUGACUGUCUGAAAAUAUUUAUCGUAGUGUAAGUAGUGAACUCGAUCGAGAAGACAUGCAGACAAGUACGAGGCGUGGAAACAUGAGAUUUGUCUCAUAUUGCCUCCUCCUCCUUGUCGUGGUCUUAGGGGUCGCUUGCAGCAAUGGUGAUGGUGCUCGUCGUGUGUCGAAUGACCCUCCUCGACCCCAUGUCGACUUGAACGAUGGGGAUGUGGCGACGGACAUUCUUAAAGUAUUUGGCCGACCUGCAACCGACCCUUCAUUUCUGGGAUGUGAAACAGGUGCAUAUCCACCCACCAACACAUUGCCCCCGCCAGACGAGUACCUCAUAAACUUGGACCUCCCACCAGAAUACAGGUGGGUUCAGGUUGCAGAGGAGAAGGGAAUGCUUGUCUCCGCCAUGCUGAACAACCUCAAGAACUACACCUUGUCGCUGUUUGGUGGGGAGCUGUUCUCAUACGUGGACGCUCUAAUGCCGCUCCUGGGGCGCACGUUGCCACCCCCGUUUCGGGACGAAAUGCGGGGGAUGAGUGAGAUCAGCGGCAUUCCUUUUGGCGAGCUCGUCCUCUACAACGUUUUCUACGAGCUCUUCACCGUCUGCACCUCCAUCCUGGCGCAAGACACUGCAAAUGACCUUCUCUUUCACGCACGCAACCUCGACUUUGGCCUCUUUCUCGGUUGGGACGCCAAGAACCAGACCUGGCUCACGACCGAGUUCUUGCGACCACUCGUCAUUAAGCUCACCUUCACCCGAGGAAACCGGACCAUCUUCCAGUCUGUCAACUUUGCUGGCUAUAUUGGCAUCCUCACCGGACUCAAAAAGGACGCCUUCAGCCUUACCAUUAAUGAGCGAUUCAAUAUUAAGGGUGGCUUCUUCGGGGUGUUGGAGUGGAUCUUGGGAAAAAAGGACAUCAAAUGGCUAGGUUUCCUCACGAGGGAAGUGAUGGAGAAUGCCACGAGUUACGAAGAAGCGAAGGCCCUUCUGACCAAAUCGGCCCUCCUCGCACCUGCCUACUACAUUCUGGGUGGGGUGAGGCCAGGCCAGGCGUGCGUGAUUACGAGAGGUCAGAGGAAAGCGGACGUGUUGUCAUUGGGCUUAGGCAAUGGUGGGGGUCAGAAAAACAGCAGCAGCAAUUGGUACCUGGUUCAAACGAACUACGAUCACUGGAAGGAACCCCCUUUUUGGGAUGAUCGUCGCAAACCUGCAAUAACCUGCAUGGACAAAUUUGGACCCAAGGAGGUGGGGUUCAGUAGUUUGUACAACGUCCUGUCCACCAGACCAGUAUUUAACAAAUUGACGACCUACACGGCUCUGAUGCAAGUAGCAACUGGGGAGAUGGAGAUUUAUAUUAAAGACUGCCAUUCUCCGUGCUGGCCCUGGUAACUGAUUCACUAACGCAAGCUAAUUUUCAUGCUGAAAUUAAGGGUUCAUUUGUACAAUUAUGUUUUAUUUACAGUAAUUUGUCACAAAGUCAUUAAAAAUACAUGGUAGUUUUAAACUAAUAAAUCUGUAAAGAUUAAUUAAGCAAAUAAAAUCAUAAUUUUAAUUUAUGCCUCAUAUGACCUACUGUAAGCGGUCGAAAGUCCGCAAUUAUGAAUAAAAUCAAGUAAAAAUUGUCCUCAAAUA
This is a messenger RNA of Folsomia candida, 1801 nucleotides long. RefSeq names its product acid ceramidase. Bases 230 to 1558 code for a protein of 442 amino acids. The transcript has 6 exons. The record is from RefSeq and is a predicted model, not a curated record. NCBI's taxonomy places the organism in Eukaryota, Metazoa, Arthropoda, Collembola, Entomobryomorpha, Isotomidae. Gene Ontology annotation, biological process: fatty acid metabolic process. Gene Ontology annotation, molecular function: fatty acid amide hydrolase activity; N-acylsphingosine amidohydrolase activity. Gene Ontology annotation, cellular component: lysosome.